CAACAUCUAACGCUGCUACAAAUAAUAAGCGAAUAUACAAGACGACAAUUUAUACUGCUAUUUUUAUUGCAUUUCUAAUAGUCCUCCUCAUACAUUUUCAAAUCCUAACUUGUUGUACAUAAAGAUGAAUCAAUCAUCAGCCCAACCUUCUAUUCAAACAGCAACUCCUAACAAUACAACAACAACUCCUCACUGUAGAGUAGUUAAUCAUCAACCAACAACUCAACAUUCCCACCUCCAUUCACAUCAACAAGAACAACAACGCUUAUUCCGAGUACCAAUGGAUAGACUCUUUUCAAUUCCAUUACAGUCAUUGGUUCAUAAACCUCAUCUUUAUCAAUUCAUUGUUGAAUUGAGAUCCAGAUAUGUCCAACAUUUAUUAAGAACUGUUUCAAGUGACCCAUUGCAAGAUCUUAAAAGACAAGAUAAUGAGGUAUUUUGCUCUCAUGUUUCAGAUAUUGUAAAGGAAACUGAAAAAUUAAUUGAAGAUAUGAAUAGUGAAGAAUAUCUUGCCAAUGAAAAUGGUGACAAUAAUUACUAUACAACUCUUGGGAGAAUUCAAAUGAUCAAGUCACAUAUGAAGAUUUCUCAAUGUUUAGCUCCUCAAACAACUGAAGAAACAACUAGCUUUAAUCCAUAUGAAGUUAUUGAACCACAACACUUUCAAGAAAUACCAGAAGAUGAAGAAGAAGAUGAUGAUGACUCGGUUUCUGACAUGUCAGAUGAUGAAGAAACUAAUCAAUCACUCUCUCUAGAAGAAGAUUUCCAUUCCAUCCUACAAAAUUCUCAUUCCAACCACUCUCUCCAAAUAUUUGAAAACAAUCAACCAAACGUCACUCUUAAAAUUGAUAACUCUCCCCAAACUAGUUCAAAUCCAACUCACCAACCAUCAACAUUUGAGAUUCAAAAAUCAGAAGAGAUUUCUAGACAAAUUCAAAACUCUGAACCUAUUAAGAAUGGAUCAUUGUGUUUUAAUCAACAUCAUCAUAUUGUUGUUGGUAAAUAUGAUAGAGAUUUAUUGAUUAAGGAAAAUAGACUGAAAUGUUGUGCAAUGAAAAAGAGUACAAUAACAAUUUUUGCCGAGAAGAGAAACUCUAGAAAUGGAAAAGUAAUGAAGAGAGAACAGAAAGCAAAAUCAUUACUUAGAUUUUAUAGAAUUAACGUUGAUUUUAACUAUUUGGUUAACUCUUUCAUUGAAAAGCAAGCACUUCAAAUGCACCAACACUAGUCUUCUAACAUUAUCAUUCUUCCAAUCCCCAACCAAUUGUAAAUAAUAUAUCUUUUAAAUUCCUUCCCAAUCUGAGUAAACCGCCACAAUUUUGAAUAAUAAAUACAACAAGUAUUUUACUUAUC
Naegleria gruberi is the source of this 1353-nucleotide messenger RNA. RefSeq lists its product as uncharacterized. NCBI's taxonomy places the organism in Eukaryota, Heterolobosea, Eutetramitea, Acrasida, Naegleriidae. The record is from RefSeq and is a predicted model, not a curated record. The coding region runs from base 125 to 1228 and encodes 367 amino acids. The transcript has a single exon.